GGUAACUCCAGCAGCGAGGCUGAUUCUAGAAUUUGAGGCCAUCGUCUCUCUCUCUCUAGAUUUGAGGGGUGCAUUGUGCAGAGGUCUGCAUUCUCUUUCAUGGGGUCUAUCCUCGGCGACUUGCCGUCGUUCGAUCCUCACAACUUUAGCCACUUCAGGCCAUCCGAUCCCUCCAACCCUUCUAAAAUGACGCCUACGACCUAUCAUCCCACCCACAGCCGGACUAUACCACCACCUGAUCAAGUGAUAACUACUGAAGCCAAAAAUAUUCUGAUAAGAAAUUUCUAUCGGCGUGCCGAAGAAAAGAUGAGACCAAAACGAGCUGCCUCUGAAUUUCUUACACAAGAAUCAGGAUGCAAGCAACCAAGGGCUUCCAUGACCACCUCAGAUACCCCAUAACGAGCUUCUGCAUCGGGGUUUGCGACAUGAGAAGUUCAGGAGUCUCCACUCAUUGAGUAUAGAUAUACCGCUGUAAUAUCAGACUGGUCUGUGGGCUUUGCAUCUGCCUAUUAUUGGUAUGUGGUUGCUCAUCUUGUGUCUGUUAUUUGGUGAUGCUAGUUGGCUGUCAUUUGGGACAUGCACAGCCUCUCCCCACAUGUACAUUGGAAAUAAUUUAUCCCUGAUUUUUAUGAUCUCACU
Molecule: messenger RNA, 639 nt
Organism: Rhodamnia argentea
Lineage: Eukaryota; Viridiplantae; Streptophyta; Magnoliopsida; Myrtales; Myrtaceae
Product: DET1- and DDB1-associated protein 1
Exons: 4
Coding region: 100-399 (99 amino acids)
Biological process (GO): positive regulation of proteasomal ubiquitin-dependent protein catabolic process
Cellular component (GO): Cul4-RING E3 ubiquitin ligase complex
Source: RefSeq, a predicted model, not a curated record